AUGAGUGACCAACAAAAAAAAGUGUAUGCCUUAUCCAACGGGUUCGCCUACUCCCAUCAUCCAGGGGCUUCUUUAUUAUCAAGACCAGAUGGUUCAAUUACAUUGCAAGACUUCCAUUUAGUUGAAAACAUUGCACAUUUCGACAGAGAAAGAAUUCCAGAAAGAGUUGUCCAUGCCAAGGCUGCUGGUUGUAAAUUCGAAUUCGAAUUGACAGAUUCCUUAAGUGACAUCACAUUUGCUGCUCCAUACCAAAAGGUUGGUUACAAAUGUCCAGGUAUGAUCCGUAUUUCCACCGUUGCUGGUUCUUCUGGUUCUGCAGACACUGUUAGAGAUCCAAGAGGUUUUUCCUUUAAAUUCUACACUGAAUGGGGCAACCAUGAUUGGGUUUUCAACAAUACACCAGUUUUCUUCAUUAGAGAUGGUCUAAAAUUUCCACAAUUCAUUCAUACUCAAAAGAAAGAUCCUCAAAACCAUGCUGAUGGUGCGGAAGAUUCAAGUCGUUCUUGGGAUUUUUUCACUCAAAACUUAGAAACCUUACAUCAAGUUGUUUAUCUACAUGGUCCAAGGGGUAUUCCAAAAUCUUUGAGUGACAUGAACGCUUACUCUGGUCACACAUUCAAGAUGAUUAACGAUAAAGGUGAACUUACCUAUGUUAAUUUCCAUGUCAAAUCUGACAAGGGUUUCCCAACUUUGAGCAACGACGAAGCUAGUAAAUUAGCUGGUACCCGUCCAGACUAUAGUACAAUUGAAUUGUUCAACAAAAUUAAGGAAGGUAAGAAGCCAGGUUUCACAUGUUACAUCCAAACUAUGACACCAGAACAAGCUGAGAAAUUCAGAUAUUCUGUUAAUGAUUUAACUAAAGUUUGGCCACACAAGGAAUUCCCAUUGAGAAAGUUUGGUAGAAUUACCAUGACUGGUAAUGUCGAUAACUACUUCCAAGAAAUUGAACAAUUGGCUUUCUCUCCAUCAAAUACUUGUAUCCCUGGUAUUCAACCAUCUAAUGAUAACGUUUUACAAACCAGAAUAUUUUCUUACCCAGAUACUCAACGUUACAGAUUGGGUGCUAACUUUAACCAAUUAGACGUUAAUAGACCAAAGAAUUUGAACGGCACUGCUGCUAGCCGUUGUCCAUAUGCUGCUUCAAAUUUCCAAAGAGAUGGUGCAAGUACUUUAUAUAACCAAGGUGCCAUGCCAAAUUACAUCUCUGGUCAACCAAACGCCAGCUUGGAAUACAAAGACUUAACCAGUGAAGAUUUCUUCAAAAACAAAUACAAGGGUGCUGUUACUGAAGAGAGUUUAAAGAAAUAUAUCUUAGAACAAGAAUCAGCUCGUGCUGCUCAUGAUGCCGUCAUCAAUGCUAAGUUACCAGGUUACUAUUCUGUUAGUGGUGCAUCCGAAUUAGACCUGGAGCAACCAAGAGCUUUAUACGAAAAUGUAUUCACAGAACAACAAAGAAAAGACUUCAUUGACACUGUUGUUGGUAGUGCUAGUAACAUUCCAAAUCCAAAAUUAAAGACUACUGUAUCUCAAUAUUUCGGUUUAUUAAAUGCUGAUUUAGGUAAAUCUAUCGCCGAAGGUUUGGGUAUUGAAUGGGUUCCAGUCGAUUUAGAAGGUUACUUUGACAGCAUCGGUAGAGCUAGUGCCAAAUAA
Messenger RNA from Tetrapisispora phaffii CBS 4417, 1650 nucleotides. RefSeq lists its product as uncharacterized. NCBI's taxonomy places the organism in Eukaryota, Fungi, Ascomycota, Saccharomycetes, Saccharomycetales, Saccharomycetaceae. The record is from RefSeq and is a predicted model, not a curated record. The transcript has a single exon. Bases 1 to 1650 code for a protein of 549 amino acids. Gene Ontology annotation, molecular function: heme binding; catalase activity. Gene Ontology annotation, cellular component: mitochondrion; peroxisome; cytoplasm. Gene Ontology annotation, biological process: response to hydrogen peroxide; hydrogen peroxide catabolic process.